Messenger RNA from Leptonychotes weddellii (Weddell seal), 570 nucleotides. RefSeq names its product oocyte-specific histone RNA stem-loop-binding protein 2-like. Gene Ontology annotation, molecular function: histone pre-mRNA stem-loop binding; mRNA binding. Lineage: Eukaryota; Metazoa; Chordata; Mammalia; Carnivora; Phocidae. Gene Ontology annotation, biological process: mRNA transport; mRNA 3'-end processing by stem-loop binding and cleavage. Gene Ontology annotation, cellular component: cytoplasm; histone pre-mRNA 3'end processing complex. The record is from RefSeq and is a predicted model, not a curated record.
AUGUUGAGACGAGACAGAAUCUGCUUCCCCAGAAAGGAAGUGUGUGAAGAACCUUUGUACUCUGGGAUUGAGACGGUGAGUGUGGGAGUCAGCACAGAGCCCUGCCAUGCCAGGUGGGAGGUAGAGACAGAUGAAAUUGUUCUACAGCGGCGGCAAAAACAGAUAGAUUAUGGCAAGCGCACACCUGGUUACCAGUGUUUUCUGCAGCAGGUCCCCAAGGCAAAGCGACAGCCAGGACUUCACCCUCAAACACCAAACAAGAAGAGGAGGUACAGCCGUCGCUCCUGGGAUGCCCAGAUCAGGCAGUGGAGAAGAGCCCUACAUUCUUGGGACCCCCCCCAGCCAGCCCCUGCAGGGCAGGGUUCUGAGGGGCAGGGAAUGGAGCAUCUCUUAGAGCCAAUGGGUUCCACCCAUUUGGAUGACCUCCUGGAUGACUGGUUCCAGGUCCUGGAACCCUCAGUGAAUCUGGAUGGAGACCAGAAGGGAGCCCAGUUUGCAGACUUGGGGCUCCUGCCUACUCCCUUCCCUGGCUCUGUGAGGAAGAUCCCCACCACUGGUUCUACUUUCUAG